Molecule: messenger RNA, 930 nt
Organism: Morone saxatilis (striped sea-bass)
Lineage: Eukaryota; Metazoa; Chordata; Actinopteri; Moronidae
Product: ubiquitin carboxyl-terminal hydrolase 7-like
Exons: 6
Coding region: 1-552 (183 amino acids)
Source: RefSeq, a predicted model, not a curated record
AUGGGAGCAGAAAAUAUAAAGAACCACAUCAGGGCAACUAGUGAGCCUCUGGAUGGACGCCAGCUGUUAGAGAUAGUAAGCUAUAAAAUCAUUGGGGUUCACCAGGAGGACGAGCUGCUAGAAUGUUUAUCUCCGGCUGCCAGCCGCACCUUCAGAAUAGAGGAGAUCCCUUUGGACCAGGUGGAUUUGGACAAGGACAGUGAAAUGCUGAUCCCUGUCGCUCACUUCCACAAGGAAGUCUUCGGCACCUUUGGGAUCCCCUUCUUGCUCAAGAUCAGACAGGGCGAGUCAUUUCGGGAGGUGAUGAGGAGGAUCCAGACCAUGCUGGACAUUCAGGAGAAAGAAUUUGAGAAGUUCAAGUUUGCGAUUGUGAUGAUGGGACGGCAUCAGUACAUCACUGAGGACGAGUAUGAGGUCAACCUGAAGGACUUUGAACCACAGCCAGGUAACAUGUCCCACCCGCGCCCCUGGCUAGGGUUGGAUCAUUUCAACAAAGCUCCAAAGAGAGGUCGCUACACCUACCUGGAGAAAGCAAUCAAGAUCCACAACUAAAGCAGCCCGCCCUUCCUCUUUGUCCUCCUCAUCCUUCUUUUCCUCCUCCUCCUCCUCCUCCUGCUCCUCCUCCUGCUCCUGCUCCGCCUUCCUCCCUACCUACUUUAACACACCAUAACCACAGACUGUAACCAACCGUGUGUGUGUGUUUGUGUGUGAGAGACUGUGUGGGCGUGUGUGCGUGCGUGCUCGUGUGUGUGUGUGUGUUCAUCACUUUUAACACCCCGCCUGGACACCCCUACAGCUCUACACCGGCACUAUGUCUUCAGCGAUACGGAUCUUGCUGCAGCUGACGGAUUAUCCUUCAACACAAAAUAAACUGCACCAACCACCUCCUGGCUGUUGAUUUUGUUUAUUUUGUUUUUUGUUUUUUUUUCC